GAGGUUACAAAAUAAGUUCAAAUCAUUGUGAUGGAAUUUGGUGCAAGCUGGGGGAAUGCGUACAAUACGAAUUAAAAAUGAAAAUUAAAAAUGUGUUAAGUUAGUGAAAUAGUCGUAAGAGAUCUAAAACAAAAUGGGAAAUACGGAAAGUAAUGUUACCAGCGGAGUGAAGAAACAGGCUGGAGUCUCCACACAAUCACUGUACAAAUUGGUGAAUUUAAAAGGUGGUGGUUUAUUAGUGGAUAUGAUGAAAAGAGCUUGCCAGAGUAAACAGUUUGCGGAAAUUGAUCAUGCAAUUAAAACUAAGGUUGAGCCAUUUCUUUACAACAAAGGUGCUGGACGGUACAUACCGAUUUCGAAAAUUGUUUUAAUCAGAAACAUCGAUCGAGCUAGACAUAAACAAUUACCGGAAAUUCGUUGCUUGGAAAAUCCUGACGAAGAGUUCGACAUUGAGCAACACCUACCAGUGGUAACGGAAAUCGAAUAUUUAACAAAUCCGAAAGGAUAUCGGGAAGUUUGUUGGGAUUUAAAGGAACGAGGUGCUGUUGGAGAGUCCAUUCUUCAUUUGUGCUUGCUAAAUGCAACAUCUCUUCAUGCGGAUUUAGCUAAAAGACUGCUCAGAUUCUAUCCGAAACUUAUCAACGACAUUUACAUGAGUGACGAAUAUUAUGGCGAGAAUACGCUACACAUAGCUAUCGUGAAUGAGGAUCCUGCUAUGGUAAAAUAUUUGCUUGAUGCUGGUGCAGAUGUGAAUGAGAGGUGUUUCGGAGCAUUCAUGAGUCCGGAGGACCAAAAACCGUCACGAAGUGAUUCGCAAGAACAUGAAUGGGUUGACGUAAAUGCCAAUACGACAUACGACGGUUACGUCUACUGGGGAGAAUAUCCACUCAGUUUUGCUGCUUGUUUAGGUCAAGAGGAAUGUUACCGAUUAGUGUUGGCCAAAGGUGCCGAUCCGGAUGCACAAGACACGAAUGGAAAUACUGUCUUACACAUGUUGGUUAUUUAUGAGAAAAACGAAACGUUUGAUAUGGCUUACGAGGUGGGAUCGUCUUUGGGUAUUCGAAACGUUCAAAAUAUGACGCCACUUACACUAGCAGCUAGACUCGGGCGAGUCGAUAUGUUUUUUCAUAUAAUGAAUAUUGAACGAGAGAUUUACUGGCAACUGGGCAGCAUCACUUGUGCGGCUUAUCCGCUAUCACAAAUAGAUACCAUCGACAUUGAGACGGGAAAUAUAAGCAAGGAUUCUGCAUUGAAUUUGGUUGUAUUCGGUGAUAAAUACGAGCAUUUGGAGCUUAUGGAUGGAGUCCUAUUGGAUUUAUUGAAGACAAAGUGGAAUACGUUUGUGAAAUCACGUUUUUAUCGACAGUUUUAUUUAUUCGCAACGUACUUCUUUGUCUCGUUGGUAUGUUUUGUGUUGCGACCCGGUCCUGAUAUGGAAGAUGACGAUGAUGAUACCGAAGGGGGGAAGUCUAACAAAAGUAGGAUUGCUAUUGACAAUGUAAUGGGAAGGAUAAUCGAUCUGAAUGGAAAAAAUGCAACUAUCGUUGAUGGACAGGCAAUUAAUGCGACACUGGAGCCAUUCAUUAGGGAUUACGGAAACCCAUUCUGGUUUAAUUCGACUGAUUAUGUGGAAGAACAUGAUGGACCGAAUUGGUGGAGUGCUUAUUCACAAUGCCCGUUGCUUAAUGUUGAGACAUCCACUAAUCAGAUACGAUUAGUGGCAGAAGUCAUACUUCUCUGUGGUGCAAUGCUCUAUAUUUUGGCAGCGUUACGAGAGAGUAAAUUUCUUGGUUACCAUAUGUUCAUAGAAAAUUUGAUGACUGCGCCUUCAAGAGUCAUGUUUCUAUUUUCCUGUUGUUUAAUGAUGAUCGUUCCGUUUCUCCGAAUAGCAUGUUUAACAGAACUAGACGAUCAUGUAUCGGUUGUUAUUAUGCUUACCACUGCCCCGUACUUUUUGUUUUUCUGCAGAGGAUUUAAAACCGUUGGUCCUUUCGUUGUGAUGAUUUAUCGCAUGGUAAUGGGAGAUUUAAUUCGUUUUGUCUCCAUUUAUCUCGUGUUUGUAAUGGGAUUCGCACAGUCAUACUUCAUCAUAUUCCUAUCAUUUGACAAUCCCGCCACUCCUGAAGGCAUCGAUGAUUCGGAAACGAAUCCAGUGCCUUCGGCGAUGGAGAGCAUUGUGGCCAUGUUUUUAAUGUCGUUAACCAAUUUCGGUGAUUACUAUGGAGCUAUGGAGCGGACGAAUCAUGAAAUGGAAGGGAAAAUUUUGUUUGUCAUUUUCAUGGUAAUCGUAGCGGUUUUACUGGUGAACAUGUUGAUCGCUAUGAUGGGAAAUACGUACCAGAAAAUCGCUGAAACACGAAACGAAUGGCAGAGACAGUGGGCUAGAAUUGUGCUAGUAGUAGAACGAGGUGUAGCUCCAGCCGAAAGAUUACGAAAUCUGAAAUCGUACAGUCAGCCCAUGUCGGAUGGAAGACGUGCCUUAGUGCUUAGGCUGAAUAUGAGUGAUGCUGACAAGGAAGAGAUGAAGGAAAUAUUGGAGAUGAAACGGGUUCACGAUAGAUUGAAAAAGAAACGGACGGUGGAAAGAGAGCUGAGGGAAAAGGAGAAAAAGGCUCUGCGAGAUAAAAUCUUAGGACGAGAACCUACCCUUGACGAAGACGAUAUUGCGAAAACUGUUCUCAUGUAACGAGAUAUUUCCUUUUUUGAAUAAAUCUUU
Molecule: messenger RNA, 2716 nt
Organism: Bradysia coprophila
Lineage: Eukaryota; Metazoa; Arthropoda; Insecta; Diptera; Sciaridae
Gene: nan
Product: transient receptor potential cation channel subfamily V member nanchung
Biological process (GO): calcium ion import across plasma membrane
Cellular component (GO): plasma membrane
Molecular function (GO): calcium channel activity; protein binding
Source: RefSeq, a predicted model, not a curated record